UUAUAUUUUUAUUAGGUCAACCAGUUUCCCCCAAUGUAUAUAGAAUAAUAGUUGUGCAAUGUUUAAAGGAUUAAAAGACCGCAUUGCAAGCGACAGCAGAAGAACAACACCUGUUGCAUCCCCAGCUGUAAAAACUAAUAAUGCGAAAGGACAAGGUGGGCAAGCUACGCCACAAACACCAACCAAACCUGAAAAACCAACUCCUCAAGAUAAUGGUGCUCCGGAAACACCAGUGAAAACAACAGAAGAAACGACCAAAGGUGACCAAGAUGAAACAUCAACUCCAAACCAACCAACUGCUGCUGGUGGAUUUUUUAAAAGACUCGAGUUUUUAACUCCAUUAAAAGACCAGAUGGCAGCAAAGUUAAACGAGAGUCGAGAAUCGAUCAACUCGCUCGUUGAUGAUAUCAAGCCGACAAAUACUCCGAAUAAAAAUGUCAACCAGAACCACAGUGGUCAUCAAGCUAAUGACUCUUCCCAUCCAAGCGAGAGCCCGCAUCCUGAUCCGGCUUCUUCUGGUGAUCAUAAUGCAAUUGAUGUAAACAGCAUCACCAAGGAUCAACUACUUAAUAAAGUAUUCAGACUUGAGAAGACGCUCCACAAAUAUCGUGAGAAGUACAGUGAGAUGGUUCGCAACUUCCAAACAACACUCAAGGACAAUGAAAAAAUGAAAGUUGUGAUGCAACAAAUGCAAGACAAGAACAUGAGGAGAAUACAAGAAAUGAAAGAGGCUGCUGAUUUAGACAAGCAAGCAAAGAAACAUUUGGAGGAAGAAUUAACUUUUUCACUGGAAGAAAAAGAACAAAGGAUUGAAGUGUUGCAAACUCAGAUCCAGUUAUUAAAGGUGGGUGAGAGUGAUGCCCCUAAGGGUGAUGAUAAAGUCCGAUCCCUGGAGGUUGCUCUUAAAGAGUCAGAGGAACAAACAAGAACAUUACAAAGUGAACUUAAUAUGAAGAUGGAGAUGAUAGAAGAACUUAAGCAAAACAACAUUGAAGAACGAUCUAAGUUGGUUCGGCAACUCAAGCAAGCUAAGUCAGUGGUUGAACAACUUGAACAAGACAAGGGGAUGGCAGUCGCUGAAGCUAAACGUUUAACUCAUGAAGCCAUGGAAGCCAAGGAUGGCGAGUUAAAUGGCUUUCGGCAACAGGUCCAACAACUCCAGGAACAACUUCUUAAUGUUGAGACUGAGAAGGAAGAACAGAGUCGUAACCUCUCGGAUAAGUUGGAAUCUGCGUUAACUGAAGUAAAAAAUCUUGAAGAUGAAAAACAGAAGAUUGUUGAAGAAGCCGAGGCCACUAGAGAGAGUAUGGAGCAGCAAAUAGCGAAGGUAGAACUUGCGUUAGACGACGAGAGAAAAACUCUUGUUUCUGAUGUUUCGCGAGGCAAAGCUGAGGUCCUUAAGCUCAUGCAGCGUCAAUCUCAGGAGCAGUUGAAGAUUGCUCAGGAGCAGAAAGAGGAAUCGCUCAACCAUGUCAAAGAGGAGCACGAGGAGGAAAUGAGAAAAAUGGAGGAGAAAUAUGAACAGGAUAAAGUAAAUCUAAGAAGUGAACAUGAUGAAAAAAUGAGAGAACAAAUGAAGCAACACGAAGAUGUUUUAGUUGAACAAAAGAGAGAAAUGAAAGAAAAAAUAAAACAGUUGAAUGCGGAACAUGAAACAGAACUCAGGCUCGCAAUUGAAGAGCGAGAGUUAAGCAAGAUGGCUGCCGUGUCUAAACAAGAUGAUGCCAUGCAAGAUCUUCUUUAUCAGAGACAGGAGGAACUGGAUGUUGCUCUCAGGGAGUUAAAGAUGGAGAAAGAUCGAGGGGAGAAGAUCAAAGAAGAGUUGGAGGUGAAGAUGAGGGAAAAAGAUGAAGAAUUAAAGGAAAUGGAGAAAUCUCACAAGCAGUUAGUGGAGGCUGUUAACCAAGAAUGGGAGAAUAAGUUGGCAGCGCAAGUCAAGGACCUUGAAAUACAAAUGAAUGGAAUCGAACAAAAUAAUUCACAGAAAUUUGUUGAAAUUAACACAAAAUGGAACAAAAUGAAACAAGAGACAGAAGCACGCCACGCCCAGGAACUGGAUUCGAUUCGGAAACGAAACGAAAGUGAUGCCAGUGAAAAAAUGAUUUUGUUUCAACAGCAAGCUGUGAAGAUAUCUCAACUGGAAACACAGGUAUCAUCCGAAGAAAAACAAAAAUCGAAAUUAGAAGAAGAUUUGAAAACCUUUCAAGCGGAACGAGCCUCGUUGUCAGAACAGCUGAGUCACCUUCAGGGUGAAUAUGACAAGACAAUGGAAGAACUGAAGGAAUUGUCAGAAAAUUCUAAAACACAAAUCCAAGCAGGAAAACAAGAGUUAGGUGAAGCAAAUGACAAAGCUGUUGUAUUGGAAGAUGAACUUAAAAAACAUCGCGAUAAAGUUUUGCAACUCAAGAACGCUACGAAGGAACAGAUAUCAACACUAGAGGAUGCUGCAGAGCAAGCAAGACUAAAAAUUGCUGAAUUUGAAAACGAAGUGGCAACACUGAAGUCAGAUAAUCAAACACUGGUUGCCGAGAAAAAUCAAGCAAAGGAGGAAAACAUAGAAAUAAUAGAAAAUCUCAAGUCGGAAUUGAAAACCGCGCAAAUAAAAAUUGCUGAGCAACAUGAAGUCGCUCAAGCGAGACUUGCGGAGAUGGAAGCCCACCACAAGAUGGCAGUAGAUGAGAUGGUUACGAACAUGGGGUCCGAGACAAAAGAAGUUUUGAUGAAGAAUGAAAAGAUGGGGAAAAUGGUUCAUGACUUGGAGGGUAAAAUACAUGAUGCUGAGCAGAAGUUCAGUGAGAAGGAAAAAGAGCUGGCAACACUGGUGGAAUCACACAAUGCAGUGUUGCACGAACAAGAAUCGAAAAUCAAGGAAUCAGAAUCUGCUUUACAAGAAGCACAGAAAGUCUUAGAAGAAGAGAAACUAAAAACACAAAAUUUGGCUUCAGAAAUACAAAGCAAACAGAAAGAAUAUGAAAAAAUGGUGGUUGGGUUGAAACAUAAAUUUGAAGUUGAAAAGGAACAGUUUGAAAACAAGAUGCACCACGAUUUAGAGCAAAAGGAAGACGAGAUAAAGAAUAUAAAAUUGGAAAUUAAAGCUGGGAAGUCAGAUCUUCAUGCACAGUUUGAAAAUACUUUGAAAGAAAAACUCAAUGCGUUGGAAGAAGCAUUGCAACAAAAAUUUAACAUUGAAAAGUCAGAAUUUGCUGCUCAGCUUGAAAAUGUGGUUACAGAGAAAUCUGGCUUGGAAAAUAAGUUGGUUGAAUGUGAAAAUGAAAUGGUUGGGCUUAGGGAAGAGUUAAAGACUUCUAAUGCAAAGGUGGCGGAAAAGGAUACGAAAAUUGAAAGUUUGGAACUGAAUUUGAACCAAGUUAGUUCGGAGUUGAAGAAACAGAAUGAGAAUUUAUCGCAAGCUUCUGAAGUUUCGGGCAGGCGGGACCAAGAGUUGGAUCAAACGCGACAAGAUUUGGAGAAACAUAUUCAAGAGUGGGAUAAAGUGAGACAGGAGUUCGCUCAGAAAAGUUCGGAACUAGAGGGAAGAGUAGUGGAGCUUGCGGAUGUUAAUACCAAGCUUAAAGAUGAGAAAGAUGAUCUUAUGAAGAAGGUUGCUGGUGUGCAGGAAGAAUUGAAACUUGCACAAACUGCGGCUCAGGAGAGUACUGGUGAUGUCGUGUCGCUUAAAAACAUCGUUAAUGAGUUGAAAGUGAAGCUGAAGUCAACGGAAGAUGAAUUAUCUUCGGUUGUUAAGUCAUCUGAGGAAGAAGUUGCGGAACACGAGGCAGAAAUCAACAAAUAUAAAGAAGCUUGGAGUAAAAAGGUUCAAGAGUUCAAAUCUAAGAGAGAAGCUUUGGUUGUCCGUUUGAAAGAAGAGUUUGAAGCUGAACGGUCUUCGUUGGUCUCCAACUUCCAGGAGGAGAAGAAAUCCUUGGAGGAGAGGUUUGAGAGGGAGAGAUCGGAUAAGGAGGAAGCUCUUACAUCCAAGAUGAGCAAAGAUCACGAGGAUGAGAUGGCCAGCAUCAGGGAGAUGUGGAAGGGAAAGUAUACAGAGCUUAAACAAAAGGCGGAACAAAGAAUCGCCCAAUUACAUUCCAAGUUAAAAGAGACGACGGCAGAGCAUGAAGUUUUAAAGGAAAAGUUUUAUAAGAUGGACGGAAGCGUGGCUGAAGAUGGAAUGAAGUUGAAACAAGCUUUUGAGGAAAUUGCUUCAAAAUCUUCUGAAAUCGAAAUUCUUGAAAAGAAAUUAAAUGAAUCUGAAGAUUCGUUCCGAGAUUUGUCGACCCAACUUGAUGAGUCAAGUUCCAGCCACCAGAAGGCAGCAGAGACAAUGCAGGAACUCCGAGAGGAAUUGAGGAGCAAGGAGGAGGAGUUGGAGAAAGUGAGAGUGGGAGAGGAGGAGCACAGGAGGAAUAUAGAGGAAACCCAUCAAGCUCUGCAGACAAAAUUAUCCGAGAACACUGAUCUUGAAAAUAAUCUGAAGGCAACACUGGAGCAACUUGGUGUUAACCAAUCAAAAGCCAGCGGUUUGUUGGAAGAAGUUACGACUUUAAAACAAUCGCUAGAGGCAGCAGAGAGUGCAAAUAAUAAUUUGCAGAAGCAAAACAACGAAUUAAUCGCCGCGGUAACUAGCGCUAACGACAACAGUGAAGCGCUGAAGCGUGACCACGAGAAAUCGGUCGCUCUGUCGCAAAUAUUGGGUGAGGAAAGUCAACGAUUGAAAACUGAGUUGGAAGAAUUGAAAGAAAUGAAAGCAAAUGAUGCAAAAACAGCGAAUCAAGAAAUGGGAGAAAAAAUCAAGAAACUCAACAAUGAACACCAGACCAAGAUGAACGAUUUAAAGAAAAAGGCAGAGCAACGACUUACACAGAUUAAAAAAACUUUUGGAACUCAACUUGAAGAGAAACUAACAAAGAUUGCGGAAGUUAACGAUCAGAACCUCGCUCUUAAGGAACAACUUCGCUCCUUGGAGGAGCUUAGGAGUGAAGAAGAGAAAGAGAAAAGUGAGAGAAUGGAAGAGAAUAAGAAUGUAGAGGAAUUGGAGAAGAAAAUAAGAGAGCUGGAAGAAAAGCUUGAGCAAGAAGUUGAAAAAGAGAAAAGUGAAGUUGUUAGGAUAAUGGAAGAGAAUAAAGAGGAGAGGAGAAAACAUGAGGAGCAUCUUGAUGAUGUAAAGGCUGUGCUCAGUGAAGCGCGUCAGAAACUCGAAGAGGUUGAAGAAAAGAUGAAAGAGGAGAAAAAUAAUUAUGAGGUGGCGAUAAAAGAAGAGAGAAGCAGGAGAAUAAUGUGUGAGGAGCGGCUCGCAAAGGAGGAAAUGAAAGAGAGAAACAUGGAGGAGAAAGAGACGGAGUGGGAGAAAGAGAGAGAAAGUUAUUCAGCCCAGCUUGAAGUCCUAAACUCAGAUUUGGAAAAGUUGAAAAAUGAAAGCGAAACUCAACUGGAAACACAGAUUCAAGAAAAAGAAUCGGCAACACUGGAGCUGGAAACUUGCAAGAAACGAAUGGAAAAAUUGGAAAAAAGUCGUGAAAAAUUAAAAGUUGAGCUCGAUAAGCAAAUUACUGUUAGCAACGAACAACAACAAGCAUUGAGGGAUGAAGUUGAAACGACGAAGAAACAAGUGGAGGCUCUUUCUCGCUCAGCGGUCGAUGAUUCCUCUGUGGAGCUUGAUCGUGAGUUGAAGAAGAUGCAGGAGGACUUUGAGAUGAGGAUGAGGAGCAAGGAGGAGGAGAACCAGGAGAAGGUGAAAAGGUUGGUCAAGGAGUAUGAGACGGAGAAGGCGAAGAUGGAAGAAAAGUUUCAGGUCCAGAUAUUGAAUGUGACCGAGAAAUGUGAAUCUGGUGAAAAGUUGGUGCGUGAGCAACACCAUGUGGAGAUAAUGCAACUGCAGAAGGAUAUGUUAAAGUUGGAGAAGCGACUUGAGGAUACCGUGGAAAAAUACGAGAAUGAGAUCCACAAGAGGGAGUAUGAGAUGUCGGAGCAAGUCGAUAAAGCGACUUAUCGAGCGCUAACUGCUGAGAAGAAAUUGCAAGACACAGGGAUGGAACAUACCAUUGUUCAACUACAGGAGCAAGUUACUGAACUAUCGAAGUCUCUUGCCUCAACACAGCAGCGAGAGCGAGAAAUCUCAAAUUAUUUGCAAGAAGCGAAGACAAGGAUGUCGUUGAAUUCACAUCUUGCUGACCCCGAGAGAGUGAAAUAUUUACGUCAAGUAUUGUACGAGUAUAUGAUGGGGUCAGAAGGAAAGACCAUGGCUAAAGUCCUUGUUGUGUUGAUGCAAUAUCCCCAGGAUGAAGCACAGCGGAUAUUAGAAAGACAUAAACUACCACCAGAUUGGCUAGAAGAUGAUACACGAUCAAAGAGAUAACGUGGUGUACCCAAGAAUGUAAUAUGCACAAUAAUAGUAUUUAUUAAGUGCAAUAAAUGCACUUCGUUUUAUGUGCCUUAUGUAUCCUAUGUACAACUAACUAUAUUUUAGCAACGUUAAUUACCGUGCAAUGUAAUUGAAAUCCUAAGCAAACUGCCCGGGAAUGACACUUACACAUUUUAAGUUAGUGUUUCUUAAACUUUGUCCCCUAAACUAAAUAAUACUAAAUUAAUAUAGCAAAAGGCGACCCUAUUUCCAAAACUACAAUUUACAUUUCCAUCCAUUCUUUUAAGAAUAUAUUCUUAUUUAAACCUUUACAAUAAAAGUCAAAAGGCUUUGUAAACCACUGUUGUAGGCUUUAACCAAAUGGCGCCUACUUUUAUAUCGCUAGCCAGGGGUUAAAACAGUAGCUAAAGCAAUUUUAAGGGGUUAAUCAGUAGCUAAAGCAACUGAUACUUCAAUACCAAUUCAACUGCACAUCUUAGUUUAUAAACUGGCCAUCAUAUUUUGUUGCCGUUUUUAAUCUCUGUGUAACUAAGAUCGGUCCUUAUUUUAUCUUCUUUUAUAAAUAACUUGUUAUGGGAUAAUAUGCGUUUUACGUAAAAUUCUACUAAACUUAGCAUUUUGA
This is a messenger RNA of Ciona intestinalis (vase tunicate), 6980 nucleotides long. NCBI's taxonomy places the organism in Eukaryota, Metazoa, Chordata, Ascidiacea, Phlebobranchia, Cionidae. The record is from RefSeq and is a predicted model, not a curated record.